Messenger RNA from Populus nigra (black poplar), 1910 nucleotides. RefSeq lists its product as uncharacterized. The record is from RefSeq and is a predicted model, not a curated record. Bases 88 to 1737 code for a protein of 549 amino acids. Lineage: Eukaryota; Viridiplantae; Streptophyta; Magnoliopsida; Malpighiales; Salicaceae. The transcript has a single exon.
UUUCUCUACAAAGAAUUAAGCAUCAACGCAGCCAACCUACAUCUAUAUCCUUCGUUAUACUUUUCAUUUUCUUUAAUCAAAUCAUCUAUGGCAGACCAGAGGCCAUUCCGCUUUCGGCUCCCUUGGUUAUCAGCACCUGUUGCUGCUCUACGUCCUACAGCUGAACCCCAACCUCCUCGUCCUAGAGUUGAAAUUCGAGCACCAGCACGGCCAAUCACCACCAUCCCCAUUCAACGGCCACCUUUCCGACCUGCUGGGAUAACCCCAGCAACGACUCCUACUACUCAGACUACAGAACAGGAACAAACUGAACCUCAGCCAGUGCCACCACCUCGUGCAGCCAUUGAGUCCCAAGUCAAUGCCCAACCAGUAUCACAAUCUCGAGAAACACGGGCUGCCUCUGUGCCACCAUCACCAUCUCGUGAAACUCCACAAUCAAGAGCUGCAUCUGUGCCCCCAUCACCCUCUCGUGCGAAAAUUCAAUCCCAAGCCGCCCCUCAAACCCAGUCACCAUCUCGAGCAACUCCACAAUCAAGAGCUGCAUCUGUGGCUCCUUCUCCUUCUCGCACCACUUCCCAGCCCCAAUCAGCAGCAGCAGUGACGGUCCCCCAAACUCAAUCCCCGUCUCGUUUGGCCACUCAAGUUCCAGGUAGAAAAUCUCCACAGCUCUCUUCUCCAUCUAAGACAGCUACCCAAGUGCAGCCAACAGUUUCUCAGUCCCCAUCAAAGAAAUUACAACUAGCAACACAAGAGAUCUCUCAGCCUCCUCCCAAGUCUACCCAAUCCGACACUCAACAGGAAGAAACAAAACCAACACCUGCAGCAGAGCCUGUACAAGCAUCAGAUGCUGUGACAGCACCAACACCAACUCCUGAGCCAGCACUUGAGACGCCUGCAUCAUUACAAAAAUCAGAUUCCAGGACCAUAGGUGCUGAUCAUCCUAUGCAUCUUUCACAACCAGUGAAAAAGGAAGAUAUUUUUGAAAGAAAGAAGACAACGACCAUUAGCCCUAAUGGGGAAACUAUCAAAACAGCAAGAACCCGGUCUGCCUUUGGCGAAUCUCAUCAAAAAACAUCCAUGUCCAACGGAGAAAAAGUUCCCCUGCAAAAAGAAAUCAGGGAAGAUAUUUCCAAGUUUGUUCAUAACCUGGGAAUGGAGCACAUGGAGCAUCCCAUAGGAGAAAAGCCUGUCAGCGUUGUUACUCUAGCAGGUGAAAACAGAGGAGCUACCAUGUAUGGGGGCUCUGAAUCAUCAAGAAAGGAUGGGUCAGUCCACAUUCAUCGUGGUUAUAAGAUCAAUCCAGAUGAGAGCAGCGAAGCUACUACUGAUGGAGAAGGAAGCUCGAGGGGUAGAAGCUCCAAAGAUCUGCUGACAAAAGAAGAUCCGGCAAGGAAGGCAUAUAUUAACAGUAACACACAAAGUGUCAACAACUCGAUAUUGUUUGAAACUUCAGUAAGCGAAAGAAGCCCUGGUGUACAGCUGAGUCUCUCUUAUAACGAUGAAGAACCCAGCAAGAACAGCAGUAAACCAGUGCGUCUGGAGACUCGCAAGGCUGAAUUCCAAGUCACCCCUGCUGAGAAGCUUAGUUAUGAGCCGAAGGUAAGAAGACGAUGCCUAAGAGGGCUUUUCUUGGAAUCAAGCGACUCCGACCCUGAUAAUCCAGAAAAGCCUCGAAGACAUGGCUGUCGCUAUAGUUGUGGGCAGAAGAGAGAAGACAAGGACAUAGGGGUUCUCUGACCUGGUAAACGAUGACUUCGAUACGAUUAUCUGCCAACAAAAGCAUGCAAUAUGUACAUGACAAUAACGAUAUUUUACAAAUGUGAUAAUAAGGAUGCAAGAUCAUCCAGAAAGUAAUGUUUGUGUAUAAUACUUUUGCAUCAUAUGUUAAUGAAAUGUUUCGUUCACUGUAA